This is a messenger RNA of Aspergillus heteromorphus CBS 117.55, 1763 nucleotides long. Its product is annotated as putative L-serine dehydratase. Gene Ontology annotation, molecular function: threonine deaminase activity; pyridoxal phosphate binding; L-serine ammonia-lyase activity. The transcript has a single exon. Gene Ontology annotation, biological process: L-threonine catabolic process; L-serine catabolic process. The record is from RefSeq and is a predicted model, not a curated record. Bases 185 to 1618 code for a protein of 477 amino acids. NCBI's taxonomy places the organism in Eukaryota, Fungi, Ascomycota, Eurotiomycetes, Eurotiales, Aspergillaceae.
ACCUCGUCUCCUCUCUUGGCCUUUCUACCAUACCCACACAUACACAUAUUCAUUCAAUACCAUCAUCAUCUUCCUCCCAAUUCACUACAACUCUUAUCAACCCAUCUGCCCACAGUCUCCAACCUCAUAAUCAUCUCCCUCAACCGCCAACCACCAAGCCAACGCGCCCAAGCGACCAGAAAGCAUGGGCAGCAUCCUCCCAGACCACACACCAUCACCCCUCCCAACCUACAAAACACCAUGGAACCCCACCCCCCUGGUCGAAUCCGCCAUCCUCUCCCGCGCCGCAGGAUGUAGAAUCUUCCUCAAGCUCGAAAACAUCCAACCCAGCGGCUCCUUCAAGUCCCGCGCCAUGGGCAACCAGAUCCUCUCCCACCUCCGCAAGCCCGAAAACGCCCACCGUCCCGUCCACUUCUACGCCUCCUCCGGCGGCAACGCCGGUCUCGCCGCCGUCUGCGCAGCCCGCACCCUGGGAUUCCCCUGCACCGUCGUCGUCCCGGUCUCCACGAAGCCACUGAUGGUGCAGAAGCUCCGGGCCGCUGGCGCCGCGGACGUGAUCCAGCACGGGGAGACGUUUUCCGAGGCGGGCCAAUACAUGAAGGAUGUUGUGAUGAACAAUGGCUCCAGCGACGGCGAUGACAAAGAUGGCAAAGAAAGUGAGGAUGUCGUGAAGAUUGCCCUGCAUCCGUUUGAUAAUGAGACGAUCUGGGAGGGAAACAGCACUAUUGUUGAUGAGUUGGUGGAGCAGAUUCCUCCGGCUGAGGGGGAGGAGGAGGAGGCUGUUCACGCUGGACGUGCGUUGCCGGUCGAUGCCAUUGUUUGCAGUGUUGGGGGUGGGGGGUUGUUGAAUGGCUUGGUUAUGGGCAUUGAGAGGCAUCGGUUGGAGAGGUCGAAGCUUGCUUCAUCGUCGUCGUCUUCUUCUUCUUCUUCUUCUUCUUCUUCUUCUUCUUCUUCUUCUUCUUCUUCUUCUUCUUCUUCUUCUUCUUCUUCUUCUUCUGUUACCACGGGAAAGCCCGUCCAUCUGCUUGCGGUGGAAACCCUCGGCACGGAUUCCCUCGCUGCGGCGAUCGAGAAGAAGUCGCUCGUUUCCUUGCCCAAGAUCACUUCUCAGGCUACUUCGUUGGGAGCGAUCCGGGUGUCUGAGCGGACGUUCAACUAUGCUGUGUCUCCGCCGCCCGGGGUCCAGGUGCAUAGUACUGUUCUUUCGGACGCGGAGGCCGCGAAGGGCGUGCUCCGGCUUGUGGAUGAUGAGCGGUUCCUGGUUGAAUUGGCUUGUGGUGUUUGUGUGGAGGCUGCGGUGGGGACUCCGAGCUCGUCGUCGUCAUCAUCUUCUUGUUCGACGACUGGGUCUGUGGCUGUGGGACAGAAGAGGAAGAGGGGCGUUGAGGACGAGAAGGAUGAGGGGUAUGGGGAUGAUCGGUUGUCUGCUGGAGAAAAUUCUCGCUCGCCGUCGCCGUCAUCCCGUGGGGGGCUGCAGUCUAGGCUCAAACAAUUGGUGCCGGACUUGAAUGCUGACAGUCGGGUGGUGAUCAUUGUGUGUGGUGGAAGUAAUGUCACCAUCGAUAUGGCGGCGGAGUGGAGGAAGAUGCUGGCGGAGGGAUGGGAGACGUCCAAUUGACCCAUAUGUUUAAUUUAUGAUGUAUAUCUGGGAGGAGUUUCUUUUUUGUUUGUAUCGGGUUACUAUAUAGCUUAAUGAUGAUCAUGACACAGCGUGCGCGUUGACUAUAAUGGGUGUUAGUUGGUACUAUUGAAGACCUUUCGUG